UUUCAGCCGAGUAAUAUUUUUUUAGAGUGAUUCGAUAAAAAACAAAGUCGUCAUUUUUUCGUUUUUCGAAUUUUUUCGAAAAAUCAAGUUUGACAGAUGACAGAUGACAGAUGGACGGCAAGCAUGAAGUUGCGCGCAGAGCGAUUUAAAAUCGCAUCAUGGCGCGUGCGAUCGGGCGCCCCUUCCCGUUUUUACGGUAUAUUUUUAGCAAUAUCGCGUAUAAAUACUCCUUCGCGGAGAUUCGUUAUUAACGGCAAGACCGAUGAGCAUCGAUCGCAUCGAAAAUGAGCAGGGGCUGCUGGAAAUUCGACGAGGAGGACAAAGCCUUGUAUAUCGAUCUGGAAGAGGAGGACACAGAGGAGGAUAAACUCUACAAGGUGUACAGCCGCUGGGAUCAGAUUCCUGAUAUCCUGCUGGAGGAAAUCUUCGCGUACCUGACCAUUCGCGAACGUUAUUAUGCUUCCCUGGUGUGCAGAUCAUGGUACCGUGCCUUUAAACUUCAGAAUGUAUGGUCUACGUUCACCCUGGAAGACACCACUCUUACACGGGGGAAAUUCAACUAUUACAGCGGCUGGCAGUACGUUCUGGAUCAUAUAAGAACGUCCACUUGUCUAAAUAAGGUUGGCAGGAACUUUCGCUCCCUCAUAUUCGAGCCUAUGUUGAAUUUCUACAAUCUCUACGAGUUUAUGAACAUGAUAUCCUGGUAUGCCGAGCAACAAGGCUUGGACAACACUUCCGUAGCUGGCGUGGGUACCUACAUUCGUAGGCUUAAGUUCACCUUUCCUUGUAACAUGGCAAAUAGAAGUGAUCCUGAUCGAAUCAGACUCUUUGGCACAGGUGGAAAGCUGCUCGAAGCGCUCAAGAGGCUCAUGAGAAAUUUGCAGAAUCUUAGGUGCCUAGAGCUGAUAGAUUUAAUGCUCGAAAGCAACGAGGCCUUACACUUAAUGGAUGACAUUUGUGUAAAUUGCACUCAGACUUUGUCAAAAUUGAUACUGAUAAAUACUACACGUUACUAUUGCCCAUUACUACAUGUUGGAGUAUUUGUUAAUUUAAAUGUAUUAGUUAUUAGUCCCCAAAAUUUGCACGAGGAUAUAAUAGAGUUAAUAGGCUACACAAAAUUAAGGCAUCUUCACAUUGUACAAAAUCGAUACAGUCCUAAAGAUAACACCAUGAGAUUGCCAAAAAGAUCAUCUUGGAUAAAGAUGAGGGCGAAUAAUCCUUACUUAAAAGUACAUUUUGAGAUAGAAAGUCAUAAAGCUACGGAUAUACUUUUGCCUGUCGACUUACUGGAGCAUAGUGCCAUACCAUGUCACAGUAUAGUAUUGGAUAAUCCAAAAACGCAGAUUUUGCCAUCUAUUGUGCUAACUCACGGAACAUUUUUCGACUCGACGAUACGAGUGUACGCUUUCAAGGGAGUGACGAGGUACUAUCUUCACAGGAACUUCACUCAGAGAUUGGAUGAGGCGCUAGUACAAUUCUGCCGAAUGUGCCCGAAUCUGCAUACACUGAUGAUACGAGAGAAAAUAUCAACAGCUACGAUUCUAGAGAUCGUCUCUACUGCAAAACGCUUACGUUGCUUAUAUAUUCGGCGUAACGUUGUCCUGAAGAGAUGUGACAAAGCCUGGUCGAAGAUCCUGGAUUGGUCGCCCGAGUACUAUCGAUGGAUUAAGGUAAAUAGCCGUAGUUACGAGAACACGGAGAAAGAGGUGUCAAGAAUAUUAGGAUAUCGAUGGCACAUGUUAUCCGAGAAAGAAUUUAAAUCGCAGACGAUUAAUUUGCAUAUGUAGUUAUCGUUUCUUUAUGUAUAUAUAAUAUAUAGCGAUUUAUAUGUGCAAAUAAAAAAAAAUCGUCUGCAAGUUUUUAUAAUCCUAAAAAUUUUUUGUAUAUAUAAAUAUUUAUUAUAUUUAUAUCUUUUAAUGUGCCUCAUAUACAAAAUGUGCAAAGAUUGUUGCUAUGACUCUUUACGCUUAACUAUAGUAAUAAUUCAUAAUAAUCAUGUGCUAUGUUAUUCUUAUGUAACACUGCAUAGAAAGUGAUUAUUAAAAAUUAUUACUAUGAGAUACAUAUAUCAAAAGAGAUUGAAAUGUACUUAAUUAGAAUUAUUUCGUUGUACGUGAUCAUUGUACAAUGUUCUUUAACGAAAGACUGUGAUCAACGUUUUUAAUUGCAUUAGACAGCGAAAUUUGCUGUACAUAUAUGGACUGUUCUAUAGCGAAAGUUAUAAGUUUGAGACAAAAAUAAUAAAACAGGAGGUAAUCAUUUUACGCGUUUAUAUUUAUCCUUAUGAUGUAUGUUUUAGUUUAUUUGAACGUGUAUUGUUACAACUUACAUAUAAUUAUGUACAAUGCUAGUAAAUAUUUCGUACGGCUUUUAAUUGUGUAUGUAUAUGGUACUAAUUGUUAAUAAUUUGGAAAAAAAUUUCGUAAACAUGUGUUAUAACGGAAAAAGAAAAAAAAAUGCUUCAUCACGAGACAAAAAUUUUGUAUAGCAAUUAAAAUCUCGUAUAAUUUGAUAUCAGGUCAACGUAUACAAUAUAUAUAUAUA
This is a messenger RNA of Nylanderia fulva, 2544 nucleotides long. RefSeq lists its product as uncharacterized. Lineage: Eukaryota; Metazoa; Arthropoda; Insecta; Hymenoptera; Formicidae. Gene Ontology annotation, molecular function: protein binding. The record is from RefSeq and is a predicted model, not a curated record.